CAGCGCUAGCGGCGCAGGGGGUGGGCGGCGGCGGCGGCAUGAGGCGCGGGGCCGGCGCCCGCGGGAGGGAGGCGCUGCCGGCGGCCCGGCAGCUCCCGCUGCAGCUGCUUGCCGGGCUCGCCGUGCCCUGCUUGCGGGGCCCCGGACGCUCUCGUCCCGGCCGCCGCCCGGGCCGCCUGUGGUGACCAUCCGCCGCGCCGCCCGAGGCUUCACCCGCGCCCUCCCCCAGGGCGCGCCCGCGGAGCUCCGGCCCCAACGCCUGCUCGCGGAGGCCGCGCCGGGCGGCGGCGAGGCCGGAAGAUGGCCUGGGUGCUCAAGAUGGACGAGGUGAUCGAGUCCGGGCUGGUGCACGACUUCGAUGCCAGCCUCUCGGGCAUCGGGCAGGAGCUGGGCGCCGGCGCCUACAGCAUGAGCGAUGUCUUGGCGUUGCCCAUUUUUAAACAAGAAGAUUCCAGCCUUCCACUGGACGGUGAGACUAAACACCCACCCUUUCAGUAUGUGAUGUGCGCUGCCACCUCGCCCGCGGUAAAACUGCACGACGAGACUCUCACGUACUUGAACCAAGGUCAGUCUUAUGAAAUUCGGAUGCUGGAUAACCGGAAAAUGGGAGAUAUGCCUGAGAUCACUGGAAAAUUGGUAAAGAGCAUCAUAAGAGUUGUAUUCCAUGACAGACGGCUACAAUACACAGAGCAUCAGCAGCUUGAAGGCUGGAAGUGGAAUCGUCCAGGAGACAGACUUCUCGAUUUAGAUAUUCCAAUGUCUGUGGGAAUAAUUGACACAAGGACAAAUCCAAGCCAGUUAAAUGCGGUUGAAUUUCUGUGGGACCCUGCGAAGCGCACGUCUGCUUUCAUUCAGGUACACUGCAUCAGCACAGAAUUUACUCCCCGGAAGCACGGAGGUGAGAAGGGAGUGCCUUUCAGGAUUCAGGUCGACACCUUUAAGCAGAAUGAAAACGGAGAAUACACGGAUCAUCUACACUCAGCUAGCUGCCAAAUCAAAGUGUUUAAGCCUAAAGGUGCAGACAGGAAACAAAAAACGGACCGAGAGAAGAUGGAGAAGAGAACAGCUCACGAGAAGGAAAAGUAUCAGCCAUCCUAUGACACCACCAUCCUCACCGAGAUGAGGCUUGAGCCUAUAAUUGAAGAUGCAGUUGAACAUGAGCAGAAAAAGUCCAGCAAGCGGACUUUGCCAGCAGACUACGGUGAUUCUCUGGCAAAGCGAGGCAGUUGUUCUCCAUGGCCCGAUACCCCCACAGCCUACGUGAAUAGCAGCCCUUCCACAGCGCCCGCCUUCACGUCCCCACAGCAGGGCACUUGCAGCAUCCCCGACAGCAAUUCUUCUUCCCCAAACCAUCAGGGAGAUGGAGUUUCACAGGCCUCCAGUGAACAACUUCAGCCUUCAGCCACGAUCCAGGAAACCCAACAAUGGCUGCUCAAAAACAGAUUCUCUUCCUACACAAGACUGUUUUCCAAUUUUUCAGGUGCCGACUUAUUAAAACUGACAAAGGAGGAUCUAGUACAAAUUUGUGGUGCAGCCGAUGGAAUUCGGCUCUAUAAUUCCCUGAAGUCCAGGUCGGUUAGGCCCCGCCUGACCAUCUAUGUCUGCCAGGAGCAGCCGAGCAGCUCACCGCUGCAGGGCCAGCAGCCGGCUGGCGGCGGAGGCGACAGUGGCAGUGGGACGCCGUACGUUUAUCAUGCAAUCUACUUGGAAGAAAUGGUUGCUUCAGAAGUUGCUCGAAAACUUGCAUUGGUGUUUAAUAUUCCUUUCCACCAGAUUAACCAGGUCUACAGACAGGGGCCCACCGGUAUUCACAUUCUUGUUAGCGAUCAGAUGGUUCAGAACUUUCAAGAUGAGAGUUGUUUUUUAUUCUUCACAGUAAAAGCUGAGAACGGUGAUGGUAUCCACAUAGUUUUGAAGUGAUGUCGUACUUAGUCUGAACUAUAUUCAGUACCAAAUAAAGUCACGCUUAAAAGUGUGUGAAGACUGAAUCCAAGAAGUCUUGGGAUUGGAUUUUACCGUAUGAAAUGUUUCAUAUUGAAAACACAAGAUGACCUUUCUAAUGAGCUGUAUGAGAGGCGAAUCUCCUCACUGUCACUGCCAUAGCCAAGCAUCCUCGUGAGAGUGAGCACGUCGGGACAGCACGCGUGCGGCUCUGGGGCCACGUGCCAGCGGGGCUGCCUGCUUCUCUGGCAGAGGCCAGUAGAUACAGUUCCUAGAAGCAGCCUUUGCUGUCUUUUUACACUGUAUGCGGUUUGGAAAUGAAUGUAAAAAUGUACUGUGGGCAUUUACCUUUCUGUGCCAGUUUGGCUUUUAUUGCCUGAACCUUAUGCUGACCCAGAGCAGGGGUGGGGGACAGUGGUGUCGUGGAGCCAGCACGGAAUCUGUCUGCAGAUGCGAUGUGCCGAGACCAUGAUCAGGGGUCAGGUAAGAGGCUUGGCACCUUCUCGGAAGAAAUCAUGUCUAAGGGUGUGUGUGAUGGGCUGUGCCAGAUCGGGAAAGAUCCGAGCCAGGAAGGCGGGCUUGAAGCAAACUGCAUUAUCAAGAGUACCUUGGUGAGAGGAUCAGUGUAAAUCCUAAUAGGUACAAAGACUUUUGUGUUUUUGCUUUGUCACAGAUUAUUGAAAACCUUUUGCUUCUGCUUCCAUUUUUAGAGUUUUGUUUCUGGUUUUCAUUUUUGAAGUCCCUUUUAAACUCGUGUGGUAUUCCUCCCUUUCUCUGUCCCUCCCCUCCCCACCCACCCUACCCUGUUCCUGAAUGUUUUUAAAGCCCUGUCCCAGACAA
Molecule: messenger RNA, 2781 nt
Organism: Lutra lutra (Eurasian river otter)
Lineage: Eukaryota; Metazoa; Chordata; Mammalia; Carnivora; Mustelidae
Gene: UBP1
Product: upstream binding protein 1
Exons: 16
Coding region: 301-1920 (539 amino acids)
Biological process (GO): regulation of transcription by RNA polymerase II
Cellular component (GO): nucleus
Molecular function (GO): RNA polymerase II cis-regulatory region sequence-specific DNA binding; DNA-binding transcription activator activity, RNA polymerase II-specific
Source: RefSeq, a predicted model, not a curated record